Molecule: messenger RNA, 1206 nt
Organism: Clonostachys rhizophaga
Lineage: Eukaryota; Fungi; Ascomycota; Sordariomycetes; Hypocreales; Bionectriaceae
Source: the annotation of a GenBank genome assembly
AUGGCGGCAUCAACCGCCGACCCCGCUGCGCUGAGACGCCGUCCGUGGCAGACCCGCCCCUACCUACGACUUCUGGCCAUGGUCGCACUCCUCGGCUCCCCUGCAUGGGCAGCAGCUGUCGAUCCUUACUCCAUGCAAAUCAAGCCUACGGCCCUCGCAACAGCGUCACCUUCCGUGCCCGUCGUGGAAGCUCCGAUUCCUACUGCCCGCCAGUCAAUGCAUGCACAAGUCCCUGACCAAGGUUGGGACCUGAAACGUCGAGCUGAGAACGAGGAUGAGACUAGCUCUAGCUCUGGAAAGGAAUCCAGCUCUGGCUCCAGCGCGAGGACCUCCAGCGAUGCGAAGAAAACCACGAGCGCGAGUGCCUCUGACAAGUCCUCUUCCGGUACCAAGACUGCGACGACAGACAAAGACGACAGCAUGACGACGUUCACGGUGUCCAUCAGGACAUCCACCACCACCGUCGCCAGCAACUCGCCGUUGCCCUCGGCCUUCGACGACUCGAUCCCGACCGAUUUUAAGCUCAGUAACGAAGAUAAUUCUUGCCCUACCUUCAUGAGCGACUUGUUGAACCACCAGACAUUCAAGGACUGCUUGCCGAUCUCGAUGAUGAUGGAGACCUCCCAAUCGUUCUUCAAUGCCAGGAAACAGCUCACUAGCACUGUCCGUGUGCUCGACAAAUCGUGCCGAGUUGACACCAAUGCCUGCACGAAGUUCAUGGAGAAUGCAGCCAAGAACCUGACCAAGGAUGAGAACUGCUCGGCGGAAUACAAGGGCAACCUGAAGACUAUCGUACAGGCGUACCGCGGCCUGAGAGCAUACCAGACCAUGUACAGCGCGACUUGUCUCGAGGAUCCUGAUUCGGGAAUGUAUUGCUUUGCCAAUGCCGUCACGAAUCUUUCCGCGCCGUCCGAUGCAUACCUGUAUCUGAUGCCGUACGACCUAAACCUGCCAGGAUCGUCGACGCCCACUUGCAACUGGUGCAACAAGGAGACCAUGGCUAUUUGGCACGCAGCAUCAGCUGACACAAGCCAGAGUCUGUCCCAAACGUACACGGGUGCAGCUCGCCAAUUUAAUACCCUUUGCGGGCCGAACUUUGUGAACGAGACAACACCAGAGGCAGGCGGGACGGUUGCCAACGGCCCGGCCUGGUCAGUGUUUACAUUGACUCUGGCCUUGGCAUUCAUGCUCGGCUCCUUCCUAUAG